GCCCUCCUAGUAAAAUCCGAUAUUCAAGUUCUCUGGAGUUUAGCUCCGCUGCAACCAAAGCCAUGGCCUCCAAACAAAUGCUGCACAUGAAUCAUGGGCAAGGGGAAACAAGCUAUGCUCGCAACUCCAGUAUUCAGAGCACCGAGCAGAACAGGAUGAAGCACCUGAUAGAAGAUGCCAUAGUUGACUUAUGCAGCACCUUGUUGCCCGGAAAGAUGUUGAUCGCAGACUUGGGAUGCUCCUCUGGCCCAAACGCGCUAGCACUGGUCUCCAUUGCCGUCAAGGCCAUCCACAGCCACUGCCUUGAGUUUCAACAACCAACACCCGAAGUGUGCGUCCUCCUCAACGACCUCCCUGGCAAUGACUUCAACACGGUGGUGAAGAGCCUGGUUACGCUCCAACGAAGCAACGCGCCUGUUGUCGUGACCGGUAUCGCACCGGGGUCAUUUUAUGGGAGGCUCUUCACUAGUGGUUCCCUGCAUCUUGUGUGCUCGUCCAACAGCCUGCAUUGGCUCUCAAAGGCUCCUGAGAAUCUAACGAGGAACCGGAUCCCGGCGUAUGACGUUGAUGAGCAUGCUAGGCGUGAAAGGCUCCCUGUGGUGCUUGACGCUUAUGCACAGCAGUUCAAGAAAGAGUUUAGACUUUUCCUGGAGCUGAGAGCCAAAGAAUUAGUGCCAGGAGGCCAGAUGGUUGUUUCCCUUGGAGGCAGGCAUUCCAAUGAUAUUGCCUCAAAGUCCAUUCGCCCCUGUGAAGCCUUAUAUGAGAUUUUACAUGUCAUGGACUCAGAGGGUGUGGUUGACAAAACAAAGAUUGAUUCUUUCUACGUGCCGAUAUAUGGACCUUCCGACGAAGAGCUGAGGGAGGUCAUCCAAGACGAGGGCUCAUUUUUUAUCAGGGAGAUGCUUGUCCACGACCUUACAAGUGGCAUCGACAGAGCUCUCAUCACUGCGAGCUGGUACGCAAACCAUAUGAGAGCCGCUUUCGAGCCGAUUGUUGUGCAGCAUUUUGGAGAAGUGAACAUGGAUGAAUUUGUGAGGGCCGCGGAGCAGCGCUGGAGCCUGGAGGGAAGCUUGCAGGACGAGCUUUCCAGACGCACAUUAGCUUUGGUAGCCGUAUCACUGACCAAGGCAUGAUGAUCAGAUAACCGGGCGGCCCGUGUGUCACCGCUUGAUUUCCUUCAGGGAACAAGGAUACCACAUUAAUUUGAUGAGAUCAUUGAAUCGUUGCCUUUUCUGAUAUUUGGCUACACCAUCAUUUAUAUCCUGUGGAAAUUAAAACUUUAUGUUUUCGUUGUAGUUGGUAUUUCCUUCAGUGUAUGAACUGCAAUAAUGGGUCUGAAGCAGCAGAAGAUCAAAGUGUUAUUAGUUUCUUUUGAAGUAAAGACUUCUUUGAGCUA
Molecule: messenger RNA, 1396 nt
Organism: Brachypodium distachyon (stiff brome)
Lineage: Eukaryota; Viridiplantae; Streptophyta; Magnoliopsida; Poales; Poaceae
Product: inactive anthranilate O-methyltransferase 1
Exons: 4
Coding region: 63-1133 (356 amino acids)
Biological process (GO): methylation
Molecular function (GO): S-adenosylmethionine-dependent methyltransferase activity
Source: RefSeq, a predicted model, not a curated record